UUUCAUUUCCUGCCCGCUGUCACCCGAGAACACGCAGGGCAAUGAUGGCGGCCUUCAGUGUGGCUCGAAGCAGCUGCGGACUGAUAAACAGGUUAAGGAUAUCUUUCAGGAGUUUGGCGCCAGUGAAACAUGGCGCAGUCGCUGCCGCAGUGCCUCAGACGAACCUGCUACGGGACUGCCGCUGGUAUUCCGUCAGCCACCUGUCUGUUAAGGAGAGGAUUGACAAGAAACGGAAGGCGGCGCUAAUCGGGGGAGGUCAGAAGAGAAUAGAUGCACAACACAAAAGGGGUAAGCUGACAGCCAGGGAACGAGUGGAGCUUCUGCUGGACCCAGAGUCCUUUGUGGAGUCGGACAUGUUCGUGGAGCAUCGCUGCUCCGACUUCAACAUGGAGCAGGAUAGGAACAAGUUCCCGGGUGACAGCGUCGUGACAGGUCGAGGCAGGAUCAACGGCAGGCUGGUUUAUGUAUUCAGUCAGGACUUCACAGUGUUUGGUGGCAGUCUGUCUGGAGCCCAUGCACAGAAGAUCUGUAAGAUUAUGGACCAGGCCAUGACAGUUGGAGCCCCGGUCAUCGGGUUGAACGACUCUGGAGGAGCUCGGAUCCAGGAAGGAGUGGAGUCUCUGGCUGGAUAUGCAGAUAUAUUCCUGAGGAAUGUGAUGGCUUCAGGAGUCGUUCCUCAGAUCUCCCUCAUCAUGGGUCCCUGUGCAGGAGGAGCUGUCUACUCUCCCGCCCUGACAGAUUUCACCUUCAUGGUUAAGGACACAUCAUACCUGUUCAUCACAGGACCUGAUGUUGUGAAGUCUGUCACCAACGAAGACGUGACUCAAGAGGAGCUCGGUGGAGCCAAAACACACACCACCGUGUCUGGAGUGGCUCACCAUGCAUUUGAGAAUGACGUUGAAGCCUUGCUCAACCUGCGAGAGUUCUUCAACUUCCUGCCGCUAAGCAAUCAGGAUCCCGCUCCCAUCAGGGAGUGCCACGACCCCAGCGAUCGUCUGGUACCUUCAUUGGACACCAUCGUCCCCUUUGAGUCAACUAAAGCCUAUGACAUGUUGGAUAUCAUUCAAACAAUAGUGGAUGAGAGGGACUUCUUUGAGAUCAUGCCAAACUACGCCAAAAACAUUGUGGUGGGAUUUGCCCGCAUGAACGGACGCACUGUAGGCAUUGUGGGUAACCAGCCCAAAGUGGCUUCUGGUUGUUUGGAUAUCAACUCCUCAGUGAAGGGAGCCCGCUUUGUACGCUUCUGUGAUGCUUUCAAUAUUCCCAUCAUCACCUUUGUGGAUGUGCCGGGCUUCCUGCCAGGUACCGCUCAGGAGUAUGGAGGCAUCAUCAGACACGGAGCCAAACUGCUGUUUGCCUUCGCAGAGGCCACCGUCCCGAAGAUAACCGUCAUAACUAGAAAGGCUUACGGAGGAGCCUAUGACGUGAUGAGCUCUAAACACUUGAGAGGAGAUGUAAACUACGCCUGGCCCUCAGCUGAGGUUGCUGUCAUGGGUGCCAAGGGUGCUGUUCAGAUUAUCUUCAGAGGAAAGGAGAACCAGGCUGACGCAGAGGCUGAAUACGUGGAGAAGUUCGCCAACCCCUUCCCUGCUGCUGUCAGAGGUUUUGUGGAUGACAUCAUCGAGCCGUCGAGCACUCGCAAGAGGAUCUGUAGAGAUCUGGAGGUGCUGGCCAGCAAGAAGCAAGUCAACCCCUGGAAGAAACACGCCAACAUUCCUCUGUGAAACACCCAAACUGUUUCCACAUUAACACUAUCAAAAGGCACUCGCUCUGGGAUUUUCUUGAUAUUGACUUUGCAUUCAAACUGCAGUGGUACCACAUGAUGACGACUUGCUUGGCUGCCAAGCAGAUGUUGGUUGUCAUAUUUAACUGUCAUUUACCACUCCACUGAAAGCAGCACAAAAAGAUAAACACCCUGAUUUUGUAAGUGCUUAAUAGCAGCCCUAAAUUUCCUUCCAGCUCACUGCUUAUGUUUUGAACUAAAAACUGUGUUAAAACAUCAACCUCAAGCUGUGAAAAGAUUUGGGGGAAAUAUUGAUGCUCUGUAAACAAAAUCAUCACGUGUAUCUUUACAUCUUUACCACUAAUAUGCAAGAUAGGAAAAUUCUAACACAUAUUACAGUACCUGAAUGGAAUAAUGCAUUGGUCACACACAUUUUAAGGUAAUCAUCAUGUCAGUAGUGGCCAUAUUGGUCACUAUUGUUGGUAAGAUUUGACAUUUUGAGAACAAGAUUGUAUCUGAAUGGGCAGAUUUAAGUAUUGCUGAUAAAAUGCAACUGUCAACUUGAUAGUUUUAAUGGAAAAUGCACACAUGCUGUAGUCUGUUGUCAUGUAGUGUUUCCAAAGUUGUUAAUGUACUGUAUUAGUUCUUGAGGUUUCUGGUGUGUACAGAAGUUUGAGUUUUCAGAUUCACUCGUGUGUUUCAUGUCCUCCGUUUAGUCAUCCUUACAACCUGGAACUGUGCCUUUUCCCGCUGGCAGGCUCUGCCCUGCCAUUUGUAAAAUAAAUCAUUGAACCAA
Molecule: messenger RNA, 2519 nt
Organism: Siniperca chuatsi (mandarin fish)
Lineage: Eukaryota; Metazoa; Chordata; Actinopteri; Centrarchiformes; Sinipercidae
Gene: pccb
Product: propionyl-CoA carboxylase subunit beta
Exons: 15
Coding region: 42-1724 (560 amino acids)
Cellular component (GO): mitochondrion
Molecular function (GO): propionyl-CoA carboxylase activity
Source: RefSeq, a predicted model, not a curated record